This is a messenger RNA of Salvelinus sp. IW2-2015, 1352 nucleotides long. RefSeq names its product melatonin receptor type 1B-B. The record is from RefSeq and is a predicted model, not a curated record. Gene Ontology annotation, biological process: G protein-coupled receptor signaling pathway. Gene Ontology annotation, cellular component: plasma membrane. NCBI's taxonomy places the organism in Eukaryota, Metazoa, Chordata, Actinopteri, Salmoniformes, Salmonidae. Gene Ontology annotation, molecular function: melatonin receptor activity.
AUGCCAGAGAAUGUUUCGUUCUCCAGGAACCGCACGGUUCUGGACGCGCGGCCGGGGACGCGUCCCGCGUGGGCUAUCACGGUACUGGCCAGCGUGCUGAUCUUCACCACGGUGGUGGAUGUCUUGGGCAACUUGCUGGUUAUCAUUUCAGUGCUUAGGAACCGGAAACUUAGAAAUGCGGGGAACGUGUUUCUGGUGAGCCUGGCCUUUGCUGACCUGGUGGUUGCCUUCUACCCCUACCCCCUGGUGCUCUACGCCAUCUUCCAUGACGGCUGGUCGCUGGGAGAGACACAGUGCAAAGUCAGUGGUUUCCUGAUGGGCCUGAGCGUCAUCGGCUCCAUCUUCAACAUCACCGGCAUCGCCAUCAACCGCUACUGCUACAUCUGUCACAGCUUUGCUUAUGAUAAGCUCUACAGCUAUCGCAACACCCUCCUACUGGUGGGGCUCAUCUGGCUCCUCACCAUCCUGGCCAUCAUACCAAACUUUUUUGUAGGGUCACUCCAGUACGACCCCAGGGUAUAUUCGUGUACCUUUGCUCAGGCCGUCAGUACAUCGUACACCAUCACUGUGGUGGUGAUUCAUUUCUUCGUGCCCAUCGCCGUGGUUACCUUCUGCUACCUGAGGAUCUGGAUCCUGGUCAUCCAGGUGAGGAGGAAGGUGAAGUCAGAGGUGAAGUCUCGACUCAAACCCAGCGACAUGCGCAACUUCAUCACCAUGUUUGUGGUGUUCGUGCUCUUCGCCAUCUGCUGGGCGCCGCUCAACUUCAUUGGGCUGGCCGUGGCCAUCGACCCGGAGACGGUGGCGCCACGGAUCCCCGAGUGGCUGUUUGUGGUCAGCUACUUCAUGGCGUACUUCAACAGUUGCCUUAACGCCAUCAUCUACGGCCUGCUCAACCAGAACUUCCGUAAGGAAUACAAACGGAUUAUCAUGKCCAUGUGGAUGCCUGGUCUGUUCUUCCAGGAGGCGUCACAGGGGGGUACAGAGGGUAUGAGGAGCAAGCACUCGCCCAGACUGGGACUCAACAACAACGAUCACAUCAAAGGAGAGGCUUUGUGACGUUGACGCCAAGGUUCUCCACUCCUUUCCCAUGUGUUCUGUUUAUUUUGUCAGUUGUGGAGUGCCAUUUCUCUAUUAUAUCUCACUGACUGCACAGUUGUGCUGUUACCAAAGCCUCAAUGAACUCUCGGAAUGGUGCGGAUUAAAGAGAGAGAGCGAGACAUACACAAGAAAAGAGAGAAAGAGAGAGGAGGUGUUAAACGAUGAUAACUGACUCUGUUAUUCACAAUUCAAAGAGUGCCAUUCACGAAGCAUACAGUAUACACUACAUGACCAAAAGUAUGUGGACACCUGCU